Messenger RNA from Penicillium cosmopolitanum, 1020 nucleotides. RefSeq names its product polyamine oxidase. Bases 1 to 1020 code for a protein of 339 amino acids. The transcript has 2 exons. NCBI's taxonomy places the organism in Eukaryota, Fungi, Ascomycota, Eurotiomycetes, Eurotiales, Aspergillaceae. The record is from RefSeq and is a predicted model, not a curated record.
AUGCUGCUCAUGCUCAAUGCGAUCAUGUAUGCUGGGCAGCUUCGCAGGACAAAUGAUGCUGCUGUACUUGGAGACCAGCGUGAGAUGAUUCAAUUACUUCUCAAAGACAAACAAGAGAGUGAGGCAAAAUACUAUGACCUGACAAGAUCUAUUGAGAUGGUCCACAUCAACGACCGUGCAAAUAUAGAAGAUAAGGGUGCAACAGCAAUGUUCACGGCAGCACAGUCAACAGACACCCCGAAAUUCAAGACCGGAGAAACAUUUCCGAGGAUGUCCCAAGCUGAGCGAGUAGCCAUGCAAAAGGACUUGAAAUCAUAUCGUCAGCUAAUCCAAAGUUUUAUCAAUUAUAUUGAUAUGUGCCAGUCAAGUUUGGAGGACACUCGACAUCUGAGAAUAAGAAAUGGCGUUAUGAACCUGCAUUUAGCCGAAAUUGAGGAAUACCGGAAAAAUCAAGAUCCUCACGUAGUUCAGGCACUCAAAAGAAUGGUUUCCACCAUCCAGAGUUCAAGCUAUGAGGUCUUGCAGAGUUGUGACGAAGACGAUGAAGAGGAAGAAUACGACUACUACGAAGAUGAUGAUGGGGAGGAUGGAGAGGAUGAAGAUGGAGACGAACCAGAAUUGCUUUCCAAUCAAGACAAGAGUCAAACUCGCUACUGCAGAUGCUCCUUUUCUCACGCGGUCCAUUGCCCUAGUCGAGCUGAAUCUGCCGAUGAAGAAUUCAUUCGAGGUCGAACCCGAAACAGAUCGCCACCAGGCUUGAUCGGUGCCAAUCGUCCUGGCUUCGCUGAGCGGCAGCGAACUCGUUCACGGUCACCGCGUUCUCGAAGCCGAGUCCAUAGAAAAACCCCCGUGGUUGCGGCGGGUCUAGGUACUGCUGCUAUAGCCAGUUUAUACGAGAGGGGGAAACAACAGAGUCGAAGUUCUGAGAUUCCUAUCCAGGAUGGUGAAAAGAAGCCUGUCUUCGAAACAGUGGAAGAGUUGAUUUUAAAUUGGACAGCAUUGACAGUAGAUGAGAUGUAG